AAUGGCUUCCGAUGAGCAAAGCAAUAGAAAAAGCCAUAGCAGCAACAACUUUCUUCAAACCCAAGUGGUGGUGGUUGUGAUACCUUUCCCAGCACAAGGCCAUCUCAACCAGCUUCUGCACUUGUCACGCCUAAUCUUGUCACAUAAUUUACCUGUUCAUUAUGUUGGCACAACCACACAUAACCGCCAGGCCACAGUUCGAGUCCAAGGUUGGGACCCAAAAUCCAUUUCAAACAUCCAUUUCCAUGAUUUUGAGGUUCCUCCCUUUGUUUCCCCUCCUCCAAACCCCAAUGCAGAAACCAAAUUCCCAUCUCAUUUGCUUCCUUCCUUCAAGGCUUCUUCACAUCUGCGUGAGCCCGUAGCAAAACUUAUGCAAUCCCUUUCAUCUAUAGCUAGAAGGGUCGUAGUUAUCCAUGACUCUUUAAUAGCAUCAGUGGUACAAGAUGUCAAAAAUAUAACAAAUGCAGAGAAUUACACUUUUCACAGCAUCUCUGCCUUUACCACCUUCUCUGUUUAUUGGGAGGAAAUGGGAAGGCCUCAAAUUGAAAGCUCACAUAUCCUAGAAGUUCCUUCUUUGGAAGGAUGCUUUACAACCCAAUUCUUAGAUUUUAUUGAAGAACAACUUCAAUUCGAAAAAUCCAGUGCUGGCAACAUCUACAACACAUCGAGGGCAAUUGAAAGUCCUUACAUUGAGUUGUUAGAACACAUCCUUGAUACCGGGAAGCAUUGGGCGUUGGGGCCCUUCAACCCUUUAGUUAUUGAGAAGAAAAACAUAAACGGAAGGCAUUUAUGCAUGGAGUGGCUUGAUAAACAAGAGCAAAAUUCAGUUAUAUAUGCAUCCUUUGGGACAACAACAGCAUUGACAGAGGAACAAAUCGAACAGAUUGCAAUAGGAUUGGAACAAAGCCAGCAAAAGUUCAUCUGGGUACUAAGAGAUGCUGAUAAAGGAGACAUUUUCAAUGAAGAUGAAGUGAGAAGACAUAAGCUUCCAAAAGGGUUUGAAGAGAGAAUGGAAGGAUUCGGGUUAGUUGUGAGAGAUUGGGCACCCCAAUUGGAAAUUCUAAGCCACCCUUCAACAGGAGGGUUUAUGAGUCACUGUGGAUGGAACUCAUGCAUAGAGAGCAUAACCAUGGGGGUUCCAAUAGCCACAUGGCCUAUGCACUCUGACCAGCCAAGAAACAGUGUUUUGAUAACACAAGUUCUGAAGGUUGGUUUGGUUGUGAAGGAUUGGGCUAAGAGAGAUGAGUUGGUGACUGCAUCAGUUAUUGAGAAUUCCAUUAGAAGGUUGAUGGAAACAAAGGAAGGUGAUGACAUGCGAGAGAGAGCAGAGGAUCUUAAAAAAGCCAUCCAUAGGUCCAUGGAUGAAGAUGGAGUUUCUCGUAUGGAAAUGGAUUCUUUCAUUACUCAUAUAACUAGAUAG
Messenger RNA from Gastrolobium bilobum, 1420 nucleotides. Its product is annotated as zeatin O-glucosyltransferase-like. NCBI's taxonomy places the organism in Eukaryota, Viridiplantae, Streptophyta, Magnoliopsida, Fabales, Fabaceae. The record is from RefSeq and is a predicted model, not a curated record. Gene Ontology annotation, molecular function: UDP-glycosyltransferase activity. The transcript has a single exon. The coding region runs from base 2 to 1420 and encodes 472 amino acids.